AUGAACCAUCUUCUGUCAUCAUGUCUUGUACUUUCAUCCGCUCUCGCUCCAGUGGCAGCCUUUUCUCCGCAGAGUCUUGCUAGAACAAACAGACAACCACUACACACGAGUCAGCUGUCAUCCACCUUGACACCGUCUAUUGAAUCAUUAUCAUUGUCGGCAUCCACCAAACCUGACGAAUAUCUUCGUUGGAAGAAGGAUGGUGACACUUGGAAAAUGCAAACAGCGGUCACAACCUUUCAAAAGGGAGACAAGACUGUUGAAUUGCACGCCCAAUUGCAUUUUGGAGACUCGUCCUACUUUGACUAUUACAAUGAUGACAGCUUUAACGACCGUUUGGAUCACGUUCACUACGAACUGUUGGUGGACAGUGACCUCCUUCAGUUUCAAAACAAUACUUGGAGACUUGAAAAACCAAUCAUGGCGUCGGCCAAUGAUCAAUCCCUGGCCCAAUCGUACGGAUGGGAGUGUCAAGCGUCCAAGAUUGAUUACACCCACCCCAAGUGGAUUCACGCUGAUUUGACGCGACAAGAAUUCCGCAAGAUUGCCAAUCCCGACGCAAAUGCUGGAGCUGGUGCUGGUGCUGCUGAGCAGAAUAAUAAUACACCACUAUGGGCCUUGGCGGCAGGACCACAGUCCUCCUCUACCGCUGCCGAAGCGGUGUCUGCCCUUUUGGUGGGACCACCCACUCUCUCCUACUCGGCCCAAAUCUUGAAGCGCCGUCUCUUUACCAAUUUGUUCAUUCCGGGAGAGACCUUUGCGAAUUCACUUCGUGCCAUUUUGUGGUUCACCGUACCAGCCCCUGAACUCUCCAUUAUUCUCUUGGACUGGUCCAGUCUGCUAAAGGGAGGGUCCAAUCCCAAUGCACUUUCUGAAGUCGCACUUCCCAUCUUGUCGAGUCUGGUCAAGUUGGAUGUGGGACAAAUCCGACGAUUCUUGUUUGGUCAAGUUCUCAUGUCUUCUGCGAUUGCAAAUAAGGACAAUGAUUCUUCCGCUUGGUCCUUGUUGGUUACAAAACGCAAUGACCAUGCCCUCGAAGUUUUGAACAACACGUUGCACGAUUCAGGUGGUGUAGAGACAUCGACUGCCCUCCUGUAUGGCAGUAGUCACUGUCCCGACUUGCAUGCCAAAUUGACGACGAGUGGUUUCAAACCUACCAAGACCACUUGGCGGACGGCGUGGUCGGUCCAAGAAAAUGAAAAAGAUAGCGUAUUGUUGGUUUCAUUGCUUGGUGCGGUUGGCUUGUACUUGUCGGUCGGAGCCUUGGAUUGGGUGGGCAUGAUGGGCGAUGUUUCGCAAGACUGGGUGGGAGAAGAAUACUUGGACACGUUUGUUGGUGCUGGAGCCUAUUUGGUGAGACACGUUCUCUUGUAUCUUGGACUGAGCAAGUUCUUGGUGGACUGGACCAACAAGGACCGAUGA
This is a messenger RNA of Cylindrotheca closterium, 1422 nucleotides long. NCBI's taxonomy places the organism in Eukaryota, Bacillariophyta, Bacillariophyceae, Bacillariales, Bacillariaceae. The record is from the annotation of a GenBank genome assembly.